ACUUACUUUUAUUUUCCCUUUCUCUCUCAACCUUUUUAACCUCAUCACCUCUUCCUCAGAUUCUCUCUCUCAUCUCAGUGAUCUUUCUCUCUCUCUAAACGACCAAUUCAUCUCUACGCAGAAACCCAGCUCCCAAUCCCACACCAUGACUCUUGGCUCAGGAGGAUCCAGCGUCGUGGUUCCUCGAAAUUUCAGGUUGUUGGAGGAACUUGAGCGUGGUGAAAAGGGAAUUGGUGAUGGUACUGUAAGCUAUGGAAUGGAUGACGGGGAUGAUAUCUAUAUGCGCUCGUGGACUGGCACCAUUAUAGGUCCUCACAAUUCUGUGCAUGAGGGACGCAUAUAUCAGUUGAAGCUAUUUUGUGACAAAGAUUAUCCGGAGAAGCCUCCCAGUGUUCGUUUCCAUUCCCGGAUUAACAUGACUAGUGUAAACCAUGAAACUGGAGUGGUCGAACCAAAAAAGUUUAGGCCUCUAGCGAAUUGGCAGAGGGAGUACACAAUGGAGGACAUACUGACACAGCUGAAGAAGGAGAUGGCUGCUCCACACAACCGCAAGCUCGUCCAGCCACCUGAAGGAACCUAUUUCUAGUGUAAGAUAUGAAGGUCUUAAUUGACCAUUUUCUGAUUGAUAGUUAUCCCAUCGUCUUAAGACGGAAGUUGAAUGGGUGAAUGCCUAAAAAAGCCAUCUCAUAUCGACUCUCCUGGAUUUCUCGUAUCUUUUAUCCUGCUUUAUUUUCUUUGCGAACUAUGUCAUAUCAGUAAUGGGAUUUCUUCUGUGUGAAAAUCAACGAACAUCUUGUUAAUAUCAUAAUUCUUGUGUUCUUGAAUGCUA
Molecule: messenger RNA, 829 nt
Organism: Salvia splendens (bonfire salvia)
Lineage: Eukaryota; Viridiplantae; Streptophyta; Magnoliopsida; Lamiales; Lamiaceae
Product: ubiquitin-conjugating enzyme E2 variant 1D
Exons: 4
Coding region: 146-586 (146 amino acids)
Source: RefSeq, a predicted model, not a curated record